This is a messenger RNA of Anneissia japonica, 1188 nucleotides long. Its product is annotated as gamma-butyrobetaine dioxygenase-like. The transcript has 4 exons. Gene Ontology annotation, molecular function: oxidoreductase activity. The record is from RefSeq and is a predicted model, not a curated record. Lineage: Eukaryota; Metazoa; Echinodermata; Crinoidea; Comatulida; Comatulidae. The coding region runs from base 284 to 661 and encodes 125 amino acids.
UGGCUACUAAUAAACAAGAUUUAUUUCUCAUUUUAGUGUUGUUUCACGAGUCGAAUCGAAAGCAGAUCCAUUCUUUUUGGGUUAUACUUCAAAGGAGUUACCUUUGCACACAGACUACACGUAUGGAGCCAACAUUCCAGGGAUUGUUUUUCUGCAUGGAAUAAAAUGUGCGCCCUCGGGUGGUAAAAGCUGGUUGGUUGAUGGGUUUAAAUUGGCAAAAGAUCUCAAGAAGAAUGAUCCAACUGCAUUCAAGUUGUUAUCUACUGGUAUACUGAACUACGAAAUGAAUGGAUUUGAUAUUGGGCCACAAUUUGAUCACAGGUGUAAUACACAGGUUAUAAGAGUCAAUUGGCGCGGUGAUGUUGACAAGAUUGCAUACAAUGAAUAUGCACGGACAGAGUAUUUGACUAACAUCUCUGUUGAUGACAUGCCAGCGUAUUACGAAGCAUUGACUAAAUUUAUCUCCAUGGCCUACUCCCAAGAAUACCUUCUAGAAGCUAUGAUUGAGGAAGGUGACAUUGUAGCGAUCGACAACCUUCGUCUGCUUCACGGACGUGACAAAUUUGAAAUCUCAGAUGGUAAAGGGCGUAUUGUUGAAAGUAUUUGUAUAGAUAUGGAUGACUUUAACUCACGUUUGCGUGUUCUGAGCCAGAGUUUCUAAAAUAUAUAACACAUAUAUGUAUAUAAUACAGUGUGAAGAAGAAAAUAUUAGCUUGAUUUGAAUAGUAUUUACUAUGGAUUACCACCUGCGACCUACAAGCUUUACCAGCUUAACCACAGCUCCACUUAUAUGUGAGCGUUUCAGUCAGUGACUCCAAUAAGAUUGACGCCCGGAAGACCUCAUCUUUAUUUUCUCAAUAAGUUUAUUUUAUAAACAAUUUUCCUAUGCAGCAACUCUGAUUUUCCUGAAUGGCAAUUUAGGUGGUUAAUGUUGUAUAACUUGAUGAUAAUAUGUAUUAUACUCAGGGUUGGAGCACCACGAUGUUUAAACGAUUGAGAAAUUUAGUUUGCAAAAUGUUUUAAACUUCUCAAUAUUUGGACACAAUAUUUAGGAUUGUAUCCUAAUAAUUAAGUUAAAAGAAUCGGUAUUUGUCUUGCAGAUGUUGAAGACAUGCAAAAGAUUGGCAUGUUUUCCAUUUCAUGGCGGCAUAUUGAAUACUUUGCGAUUAAAAUUAUUCUGUUAAAAUA